Molecule: messenger RNA, 2732 nt
Organism: Salvia miltiorrhiza (redroot sage)
Lineage: Eukaryota; Viridiplantae; Streptophyta; Magnoliopsida; Lamiales; Lamiaceae
Product: ABSCISIC ACID-INSENSITIVE 5-like protein 7
Exons: 5
Coding region: 1084-2391 (435 amino acids)
Biological process (GO): positive regulation of DNA-templated transcription
Cellular component (GO): nucleus
Molecular function (GO): DNA-binding transcription factor activity
Source: RefSeq, a predicted model, not a curated record
GAUUCUUUUUUUUUUUUUUCUUUUUUUCUUUUUUUCCCUCUCUCCCCCUAGAGAUUAUAAUUCUUCCUUUUCUUUUUUUCUGAUUUUGUUUUUCCCAGCUAGUUUGUUUAGGAAGUAGGUAUACAAUCCGUAUCAUUAAUUGAUCUCGAGAUUUAUGGAAAUGUUUUAAUUUUUGAUAAAAAUUUGUGCAUUUUGUACAGUUUUGGUAUAAUAAUUUCGUACUCAAGGACAAGUGAUUCGCGCUUGCCUUUAAGGUUUAAGAGUCCGUACAUUUUAUGUUCAACCAAUUUUCUCCUGCUCUGCUUUUCCUAUGAGUGAUCUCGAGAAACUAUGGAAAUGUUUUAGUUUUCCUUUUGAUAAUGUUAUGAUGCAAUUUUUGUGUAGUCUUCACUUUUGAGGAUAAGUGAUUUGGGGGUAUAUUGUUAGUUCUCAUUUUUUUUUUCUUCAUUCGAUUAUUUAGUAAUGAAUGGGAUAGGUGAAGGUAGCUCAUCUCGGAGUUCCAAUAUCGGAGCGACUAAUUUCCUGAUUAUAUACGUUUCGAAUUUCGAGCUGCAAAAUGAGUUCUGGAAAAGAAAAAAGCGAAUUAGAAGCAUAAAUAAUGCCUAUGAUUGUGGAGAAGAUAAAUUAUGCAGAUGCUGUUUUGGAUUUCUGGGGAGUUCUUCCUGAGGGAAAUCAUAAUUGAGUAUGUUACUGCUUGAGAAUGUGAAGUUCUUUAAUUUGUGUUAUAAUCUUAGUUUGGAUUGAAGUUUUUGCUUUGUGCUUUUAGAUCUGAAAUUAAAGAUAAGAAAAUCAAUAGAUAUGCUUUAAUGAGGAGAUCUUUGUGCAUAUAAUUAUGCGUGGUUUUUGGAUUGAAAAAGGGGUUUUGCUCCAUAAUUAUGAUGCAAGUAUUCAGGUAAAAGCUGGGUCACUAUAGUUUUGUCAAUACUUUAAAGCUAAGUUACCAAUCCAUCAUAUCUAUUUAUGGUAUUUUAAUAAGCAGUGAGUGCGAUUUGCCUUGGUUUUUAAUACUUCACCCGAUUUCCUUUGUUCGCCCUCCUGUUUCCUCCUCAGUUCUGUAGUGUUUCUGAGUCUUCCAGCCAAAUAAUGUCUGCUGGCUCCACUGCUUGCAUACUUGGAACGAUGGGGUCCUACAUGAACUUCAAGAACUUCGGUGACACUGUGCAACAAGAUGGUAGUGGUGGGAAAGCAGCUGGUAAUUAUCGAUUGGUUCGGCAAUCUUCUGUGUAUUCCCUAACAUUUGAAGAGUUUCAGAAUACCUUGGGUGGAUCUGGAAAGGAGUUCGGAUCUAUGAAUAUGGAGGACCUCCUAAAGAGCAUUUGGACAGCUGAAGAGAGCCAGGCCGUGGUGGCGUCUUGCACAGGUGGAGGAGAUGGAAGUAUGCCAGGAGGUAAUCUGCAGCGGCAGGGUUCUUUGACAUUACCGAGGACGCUUAGCCAGAAAACUGUUGAUGAAGUGUGGAAGGAUGUCCUAAAAGAAUCUGUUGCUCCAAAACCUGCAAGUAGUAGUGGGGGUUUGAAUAUGGGGCCUAGGCAGCCUACUUUGGGUGAGAUGACACUGGAAGAGUUUUUGGCUCUAGCUGGAGUGGUUAGAGAAGAUACCCAUCCUCCUGGAAAGGUAAACGGUACUGGUUUCUAUGGUGGUUUACCUCCAUCAAAUGGCAACAAUUCUACUCAAAGUAUAGGGUUUCAACAACCACCCCAGAGUCAUGGUUUGCUUGGCAACCAACUGGCAGAGCAGACCAAUAUUGUUCUUAAUCCACCUAGUUUAGGAAUUAAUAUGAGCGUUGUAACAUCUUUGCAGCAGCAAACCCAGCCACAAUUACAGCCUCUAUUUCCGAAGCAAACAACCUUGGCCUUUUCCUCCCCCACACAGCUUAGAACCAAUGCUCAGCUGCCUAGCUCAGGAACAAAGGGUGCGGUGGUGGAGAUGAAGAAUGCUUUGAGUAACACACGAGUUCCUCCCGGUGGAUCAGUCGUCUUGGGUGGAUUAAGCAAUGGGGCAAUAGUUGGAACGGGUUCUCCUGGGAAUAAUUUAUAUGGAGAUGUUAAGAAUAAUGCAGGCACACCAUCAUCUGCAUCACCUUCACCCUAUAACUUUGGGGAAAAUAGGGGGGGUAGGAGAUCCGCUGCCACUUUGGAGAAAGUGGUGGAAAGGAGGCGGAGGAGAAUGAUAAAAAACAGAGAGUCUGCUGCCAGGUCCCGAGCUAGAAAGCAGGCCUAUACUCUGGAACUCGAAGCAGAAGUAGCAAAUCUUAGAGAAUUAAACUGUGAGUUGCGGAGAAGUCAGGAAGAAUUUAUGGAGAUGCAGAAAAAUCAGAUCUUGGAGACGAUGAAUAAGCCCUGGGGCGGCAAAAAGAAAUGCUUGAGGAGGACACUUACCGGACCUUGGUAGAGUAGAGCAGUAACUCUUAUAUGUACAUAGAGUAUGGACAGCUUAUGACGAUCCUUCUCAGGUCUCAUUCAACGAGUGAUACACUCUCAUGUACAGAAGCAAAAGAGUCCAUGAUGUAUAUUGUGGUGCUACUCCUAUUUAUUGCGUAUGACUAUUUCUUGCUUCUCUGCUCUCUUCAUCUUGUUGUGCAUCUCAACUGCAGUUUAUACUGCUACUUUUGUUAGAGUUUAGGUGUAGUAUUGGCAGCCUUUUGGAUCUUGGUUGAGCAGAAUAUAGUAUUUGACAUGAACAAAAUGAUAAUUAUGUAAUGUUCUGUAAUAAUAUGUUUAUGUUUAUGUUUA